This is a messenger RNA of Suillus fuscotomentosus, 1176 nucleotides long. RefSeq lists its product as uncharacterized. The transcript has 7 exons. The coding region runs from base 1 to 1176 and encodes 391 amino acids. NCBI's taxonomy places the organism in Eukaryota, Fungi, Basidiomycota, Agaricomycetes, Boletales, Suillaceae. The record is from RefSeq and is a predicted model, not a curated record.
AUGCAAGUGCGCCACUUAGACCUCAAGUCUUUUGAAGCAUCGGGGCAGUGGCUGGCGCGAAAGUGGAUGCUUUGCCAGAAGAAGAAACAGGUGGCUCUUAAAGGACUGACGGAAGUUGGAAUUGAAGAGGAAAUUCUCAGAGAGGAGUGGGCAGCUCAGGUAGCUCACCAGACUAAACCUUUAACUCAUAAAUCGAAAAACAAGGCUGCAGAGGCUAUCGCCGGUGUUCUUAUGCUGGAGAAGACUCUUGAAAGCUACCAGACCAUCAUACAUGACUUGGAGCGCUGCCUCAUCAACAACAAUCGUGCAGACCUGCAGCAGCUAAAGAAGGAUGCUUAUCUUCAAGUCCGUAUGAAUGCCCGUGCUCUCAAGGCCCGACUUCAUGAUAGACUUCGACAACGAAAAUUUGAAUUAGAAAAACUUGAACGGUCCUACAGAAAUACAGUCAAUGAACUAAAUCUACAUAGCCAUACUGAGACCUCCAUCAAGUGGAGAGAACCUACAAUUCUCAAAAUCGUCUCGACCUACAACACGUUGUGCGACCAAUUGUACGCAAUGAUCCGUCAAUGCAAGGCCCCCCUUGGUGCUAUUGCUCCACUACAUAUCUCACGCCAGGGCAUCUUUCAGCUAGAUGUGGACGAUGAAAUAUGGCAAGACGUAGGACUGGAGGACGAGAUUGCGGACCCUCCUCCCUGGCUCGCCGAUAACAAUGUUCGCCACAGUAUCUGUCUUCUACUUGAUCAUGACCGUUGUGUGGAGGAGGAGAACAGGCUGAGUUGUGAACAUUGUGUCAUGCAGGAGUGGAUGAUCACGGAGUGGACAGCCCUUCAGAGUGCUCGAGCAGUUGUGGACGAUGACAUAGCAUUUCACCUUGAGAAGCGCGCUGUACAGUUAUCCCUUGCAUGUAUUGAGUGGGAAUCAAGGUUGUCAGAGGAAGAUGAUGACAGUGCAAGCCUAGAUGCGGGUGUAGGUGAUGAGGUUGAUUUAAUGGCUGAAGUCGAGGAAGUUGCAUAUGUCCAUGAAUAUAGGAUUGUAGAUUCAGAUUCAGACGGAAAUCUAGAGUACUGGGAUGAGUAUGCUAAUACUGCCUUGUGUCUGAGUGAGGUGUCCUUCUCACCAUUAAGUAUGGGAUAUCCUAGUAUCCUUGCAGGAAGUUCCAGUACUGCUUCUAUGUGA